Messenger RNA from Lethenteron reissneri (Far Eastern brook lamprey), 1090 nucleotides. RefSeq names its product tubulin polymerization-promoting protein family member 3-like. NCBI's taxonomy places the organism in Eukaryota, Metazoa, Chordata, Hyperoartia, Petromyzontiformes, Petromyzontidae. The record is from RefSeq and is a predicted model, not a curated record. Gene Ontology annotation, cellular component: microtubule. Gene Ontology annotation, biological process: positive regulation of protein polymerization; microtubule bundle formation; microtubule polymerization. Gene Ontology annotation, molecular function: tubulin binding.
GCCCAGCAACAGCGGGAGGGGCCGCGCGCUGCACCUGGGCGCGAGGCGCUGCGCAUUUAAAGGCCCGCUCAGGUGUGGGCGCCUGGAGACUGCUGCUACUGCUGCUACUGCUGCUGCGACUGCUGCGAACACGCGGGUACCUCUCCACUGCUGCUGCUGCACAUCGCUCGCGCGGAGAUGGCCGACGGGGUGGACAUGGCGUCCGUCGAGGAGACGUUCAGGAGGUUUGCCGUGCACGGCGACACGAAGGCGAGCGGCAAGGAGAUGAACAACAAGAAUUGGGCGAAGCUGUGCAAGGACUGCAAGGUGAUCGACGGCAAGGGCGUGACGGGCACGGACGUGGACAUCGUCUUCUCCAAAGUCAAGGCCAAGUCGGCUCGCACCAUCACCAUCACCGAGUUCCACGCCGCGAUCGCCGAGCUCGCGCCCAAGCGCUUCAAGGGGCGGAGCGCCGAGGAGGCGCUGUCCGCGCUGCACGCGCUCCUGGCGGGGGCUGCUCCGGCCAACACCGGCGUCACGAAAGCGGCGGCGGUGGGCGGCGUGGAUCGGCUCACGGACGCCUCCAAGUACACGGGCUCGCACAAGGAGCGCUUCGACGCGGACGGCAAGGGGAAAGGCAAGUCGGGUCGCGCCGACGCCGCGGCGAACUCGGGCUACGUGGGCAACUACAAGGGCGUGGGGACCUACGGCGACAAGGUGGCCAAGUGAGCGGGAGCGCCCCCAGCCCCCGCUCUCCUCCCCCCCCCGCCUCUAAAUGCCCCUACGCUCCUUCACAGACACCCACCGCUGUGAAGAAAGAGCUUCAUAGCUCAUCGGAUUCCUCCAGUCUAAAUAAAGAUUCUGAUACCGAUCCACAGGCGCCAACUAUGCACCUCACCGCGCCCCACCUCACCCUCCCAAGGGCCCCCACAGCCACGCGCGUGCACGGGUGACACGCACGCGCACGGGUGACACGCACGCGCACGGGUGACACGCACGCGCAUGGGUGCCACGCACGCGCGCGGGUGACACGCACGCGCACGGGUGACACGCACGCGCACGGGUGACACGCACGCGCACGGGUGACACGCACGCGCACGGGUGACACGCA